Molecule: messenger RNA, 3997 nt
Organism: Gigantopelta aegis
Lineage: Eukaryota; Metazoa; Mollusca; Gastropoda; Neomphalida; Peltospiridae
Product: coiled-coil domain-containing protein 24-like
Exons: 9
Coding region: 60-1343 (427 amino acids)
Source: RefSeq, a predicted model, not a curated record
CAAGGAUAAAGUAUGUGCAUGAGAAGUCAUGGUAUUUAUUAAAUUACUGAGUGACAGCUAUGGCAGGGGACGUGCCACCAUUAGAUCUGUAUGGCAGUGGUUAUGAGGCUCCACUGUCACUAUGGAAGCUUGUGGAACAACAUGUUCCAGAGCAUGAGCGGGAGGAAGUAAGAAACCUUCUGGGGGAGUCGCUUAUCGACCAGAGUUUGGAACUGCACGAAGAGGUUGACACACUUCUUGAAAUCUGGCGUGAUUACAGGGAAGAAACAGAUCUUGAAAUCGCCCAGCCCACUCGACUUCCUGAACCACCAGAACUAAGAGAGAGACUGGUCCAAGAAAUCUCCUUUUUCACCACCAGCAUCAAGGAAAAAGCCAAAAACCAGGGAAUUGAUCCUGAAAAACUUCUAUCAAGUCACAACAGUGAAAUUAUAGAGUAUGCACAAGAGAUAAGUCUUCCAAGCACAGAGAGAUCUUUCUCUCGCCUCCAGACAUCACGGUCCAAAGAUGGAUUUGAGACGCCAAGAGUCGGGACACCUGAUAGGUUGUCCACAAAUUCCAGUAUUAGUGAAAGUGUGGAGUCAAUGUCUGAUAAACUAAAUAUGCUGCAUUUUGAUGAAGUUCUUCAACAUCUAAGAUCAACACUACAAGAAGAAGUGAACCUGUUACUGGAAGACAUUAACUUUCUUCAGCAGUGUCUGGAUGACGAAGCUUCCUUCCGUGCUGGUGGAGGACUCACACUGACAAGGGAGCCAACUCUUACUGAAUUAAAAGAAGAGCGUUCUUCUCUGGAGAAAGAAUUGUUGUCUGGUGAACCUGUUCCUGUGAAACCACCUGGAAAAAGGCCAAUGUUCACUCCCUCGAGACUCAGAAAUAUUCCUCCCAAACCGUCCUUUGGAUCACAGCUUCGUCCACCGAGCCAUUCCACUUCUGCUUCCUCUUCUUCCAGCCAGAGAAGUCCGCUGAAAGCUUCUCAUGAACUAAGACCCACUGUUCCGACUUUACCACCAGCUGACAAAACGACUAGUCUACUGUAUUCACCAAGCAGGUACGAGAGGAAGGAACAAAAUUCACCCACUGGAAGCAUUUCCAGCACAACGUCUAAGGUUUCUCUUCAGGAUAUUGGACUCUUUGAUAGGCAGCCAGCCAAUCGAAAAAGGACAUUAAGUCCAGGAAAAAUAAAAGUAGUUCCGGUAGACAGUAUUAUUGAUUCUGGCAGACGAGAGAGUGACUGUAAUUCCAUGUUGACCCGUUCACCUCCUUCCACUGGGAGAAGGACGGACAGACUGAGUUCAGCUGAUAGGUUUAGGAGUAUGGUACUGAAAAACAGAGAGCAGCCAGCUUAAUAUUUUUGGUAUUAACAUUUUGUUUUUUGUGUGGAAAUAUUGGCUACUAAAAAUAUCUUGUAUUCCCAGAAGAUAUCCAGUCAUCUGAUAAGUAGAACAUAGACAGAAAUUCAUCUGGACUUGCCAUUGUAGUUUUUCUGCCUGAAGGAUUAUAGCAGUGACAAUCAAAAAAAAGAGAUUUAAAAAAAGAGUGUGACAAUAGAUUAUUAUAAUUGAUAUUAAAUUAAGUUUGUUUGAAGCCCAGAAAUCACAAGAUUUCUUAAAGCAGUGGAGCCAUAAUUACUGCUUACUAAUUAGUUUGUUCAAAUUUAUUUUCUUCACUGAUUAACGAGCUGUAAUAAUCGUACCUUAUUAGAAGUCAGGAAAGAGACAUGGUAACUUAAGGAAGCCUUCUCCCUGUGGGAUGUGUAGUGAAUAUUAACAAUUAAAUAAUUUACAUGGAUAUAACUUAACAGUUAUUUUCCUCAAAAGUAUCGUAACGUUCCAUAUCCACUAUAUAUGUAGUAUUAAUAAAUAAUAUAUUUGCUGUAUAUACCAGUAACCACAUUUUUUUCUCUCAAUAUUUUAAGUGUGGGGGGUAUUGAAAUUCCAGUUUACAGAGUGUCCGGUCUUGACAGGUUUCACUGUAUAUGUAUUAUUAAUAAUAAAUCUACAUGUUGCAUUAAACCACAAUAAAUCACAUUGAUAUUUUUGUUUGAGGAUAAUACAGAUUGUCUUGCCUUAAAACCAAAGUGCUACAUAUAAAAUCAGGAAUUUAAUAUUGUGGCCACUCUCAAAAUUGUAAUUCAGCUGAAAUGUCAACCGAUUCAGAUGUCUUCAAUCAACUACAAUGUACAUCACAAUGGUAUGAUGAUACUGUGUGAGUUAAUAUAGCAUCUGAUCGAUAGAAAGACAAUUUAAUUUGUUAUUGCUUUUGAUAUAUCAAUCAUUAUAACUGUACAAUCAAAAACAUAAAUUUAUUCAUGAUUCUUUUUUAAUGUUUUAAAAUUUGAGUUACAAUGGCCCUGUCCUUCAUAUCAAAAUGUAUCAUUGAGAUGGAGAGCUAGUGAAGUUUAAUCCUCUGAAGGAAUACUGGUUGGAGCAGGCAAAUUCCCAUGGGGACACUUUAUCACCAAAAUAGAUCUAGUGUGACAGAUCCUAUUUUACAAGAAAUGAUGUGUAUGUGGUGUUUAACAUUUCGCUGAACUAAAUUUAGCAAUAAUUGUUUGAAUUCGGUACAUUCCAAUUUCAGUAAAGUUAAUGAAGUUGUUUUUUGAUAGAUAUUGUGUAUCUUGUAACAUCGUAUUGAUGUUCAACAUGAAUGAAUCAGGGCUCAUGCUAAAAAGAAUUUUUGUUUUAGCCAAUUUGUGGAUAUAUGAAGUAUUAUGUAUUUUCUUCAAAAUUAUCUUAAAAUUGGCUAAUUAAAACCAAAUUUUAUUAGCCAAAUACCAAAUGUUGUUGCCACUUUGUAUAAAAAUAAGCAGUUGGCUAAUUUGAUGAUGGAUAGGGUGAGCCUUGCUGAAUUUCUAUUAUUUUGUUUUAAACAUAAGUGAUGCAGUGCAUAUAUAGUUGCUGUGAUACAUGAAAACAUGUUAUUUAUUGUUGUUGUUGUUGUUGUUUGUUGUUGUGGAGAACAUUAUGAUCUGAACAGUCUGUCAUUUGGACAUUGUAUACCCUAAAUGGAAAGGUGUCUACAAUGAUUAACAUGUAUUUUAAAUUAUUAUACAUAUAUAAUAUAUAUGUACGUUUGUUUGCUCUAGAUUGACACUAAUUUGUAUGUACCGUAUAUCUUGUUUAUUACAGGGUUAUUGAAUCUUUUCACAGUUAUUCAUCUUUAUUUUGAAAUAUUAUUUCUUGAGAAUAGUUGAUCCCUACAAUCUCUGAAUGUGAAAAUAUGUUACGUUAUAUUAUAUAAGUGUUAAAAGCAGAUUUUGUUUCUAUUUUUCCUCAAAAAGGUGGGUUUUUAUUUUUUUUAUGUUUUGGUUUUGUAAAAUUUAGUUUACUGUGUAAAAAUAAUAAAAUUAUUACUGUGAAAUUGUCAUCUGAAAACACAGAAAUGAAUAUAUUCAUUUUGUUUCUAUUUUUACACUAUUAACCAUUCCAGUAUAUUUGUUUACCUUUGUUACAUUGUUUGCCACGGUGGGGGUGGAGGGGUGGGGCAGUAACAAACGAAUGAGGCAGAGUAAUAUAAUAAAAAUGCACUUGGGUAUUUUUUAACAUGCUCCCAGUCCUCCCUAGGAUUUGGCCCAGGUUAAUUAAAAAAUGAAAGAUUAUAUUAUAUAUAAUAUUAUAGAAAAAGUUCUUUGAAUUUUGUUACUUGUGUCAAUGGGUUUAUCUCACAUGUCAUCUUGUGGGAAUGAUUUAUGUAUUGGUUGUUCAAAACAUGAAUAAACAAAUAUAAUGUAUAAUUUAAACAUGAGUUUUAUGUGCAGUAAAACAAACAACUUUAUGUUCAUGUCAUCAAGAGUUUGAAUUCUUAUGAAGAAACAGUGGUAAUAGUCUGCUGACUCUGCCCCAAAUUAUUUAUUUAUUUAUUUAUUUUAAUUAUAUAAUCAAACAUAAUGGUUGCAUUCAUCUGAUAAUUUGCAGAACUUGUAUUCACAUAGCCACUGCUUUUUGUAACCUCAAAAUAUGGUCAUGUAUUUCAUUAAGCAUAAUAUAUAGGUCUGAAUUUG